AUGGAAGAAACUAAACAGCUGCGCAACCACGUGAAUGAGGCUAGGUGCUUAGCUGAAAACGCCGCCCAAGCUCGAAUACAAGCUCAUGCAGAGCUGCUAGAACGACGUUGGCGCCAGAAUAUCCAGGAUGUGGUGUCCGAACGGAUUCAAGCUCACAUCCCAAGUUUGGAAGAGAAGCUGGGAACUUAUUGCAAAGCUGAACAAGCCCGAUUGACUUCGAGUGUGGCCGAUCAGCAACUUAAACAAGCUCUUCAAACUGCAGUACUACGCGUUGAGGAAGUCGCAGAGCACGCUACUGCAGAAACAUUAGCUGAAAAACAAGAGUACCUCCAGAUCUACAUCAGAGAAGAAAUCCGCCGUACAUUGGCAGCUCUUACGAGAUGA
Molecule: messenger RNA, 384 nt
Organism: Phytophthora sojae
Lineage: Eukaryota; Oomycota; Peronosporomycetes; Peronosporales; Peronosporaceae
Exons: 1
Coding region: 1-384 (127 amino acids)
Source: RefSeq, a predicted model, not a curated record